AAUGGGAUCCUGGUCAGGCCUCAACACCCAGUUUUGGGGAUUUUCCUAUAAAAUAUCUGUAUAAAUGCAGCUGCAGUUGUUUCUGUGCCUUUCUGUUCAACACUGAUAAUAACCUGCGCAGCAGUUUUGCAGAGCUGAAUAUUUCAGGAUGGACAACAAGGCUUACUUGGUUCAGAUGAAAAGCAGCGGAGUCCACGGAAAAACCCUGACUGGGAAGGGGAUGCUUGGGAACGGCUUCCAUCACAUGAGCCUUAACGGCAGCUUGUACCCCACCAAGACCAAGAGCCGCAGGCAGAGGUGGGAGGUGAAGCCCUCUGAGAUGGCCGAGAACACGCUGAACCCCAUCAGGGCCAUCGUGGAUGGGAUGAAACUCACCCCAAACCCAGAAAAGCCCAUGAUCUCGCUCUCUAUAGGAGAUCCCACGGUGUUUGGAAACCUGCCCACAGAUGAUGCUGUCCUUCAGGCCUUGAAGGAUGCCAUAGACUCCCAAAAAUACAACGGCUAUGCUCCUUCUGUGGGUUACUUAAAGAGUCGACAGGCAGUGGCCAACUUCUACAGCAGCCCCGAGGCUCCACUAGAGGCAGAGGAUGUGAUUUUGACCAGUGGUUGCAGUCAGGCCAUUGAGCUGGCCAUCAAUGUCUUCUGCAACCCAGGGGACAGCAUCCUGGUCCCUCGCCCAGGCUUCUCCUUGUAUAAAACGCUGGCUGUCUCUAUGGGCAUCGAGGUCAAACUCUACAACUUGUUGCCUGAAAAGUCGUGGGAGAUCGACCUGCAACACAUGGAAAGCCUCAUUGAUGAGAGGACUUCCUGUCUGAUCGUUACCAACCCGUCCAAUCCCUGUGGUUCUGUGUUCAGCAAGGAACAUCUACAGAAGAUCCUCAAAGUGGCCUCCAAGCACUGCGUUCCCAUCCUGGCAGAUGAAAUCUACAGCGACAUGGUUUUCCCAGGAUGCAGCUGUCCUUCCUUGGCGUCUCUCAGCAGCGAUGUUCCCGUUCUUUCCUGUGGUGGGCUGGCUAAGCGCUGGCUGGUACCCGGAUGGAGGAUGGGAUGGAUCCUAAUCCAUGAUAGAAAUAAUAUCUUUGGAUCUGAGAUUCGGCAGGGUCUGGUGAAACUGAGCCAGCGUAUUCUGGGAGCCUGCACCAUCGUCCAGGGGGCGCUGGAGAGCAUCCUUAAUAACACACCUCAGGGUUUCUACAGCAACACCAUCAGCUUCCUCAAGUCAAACUCUGAGAUUUGUUUCAACGAGCUGUCCAGCGUUCCAGGCCUGAACCCCAUCAUGCCCUCAGGAGCCAUGUACCUCAUGGUUGGCAUUGAAAUGGACCACUUUCCAGAUUUUAAAAAUGAUGUGGACUUCACUGAACGUCUGGUGACGGAGCAGUCCGUUUUCUGUCUGCCUGCUUCGGCGUUUGAGUAUCCUAACUUCUUCCGCAUCGUGGUGACGGUACCAGAAGCGUUGAUGGAGGAGGCCUGUGUCCGGAUCAGAGAGUUCUGCCAGUGUUAUUACAGACCCCCCAGCUGCGACGGUAAUGAUCUGGACCAGUGAUCCAGCUGAGAUGAACUGUUGUGACUGCAUCAUCUGAUCACAUAUCGGAAAUGGACAUGUCCAUACUGAUGGUGGGAUGUUCAAUGACAUCACGAGAAGACCUUAUAUUUAUACUUUAUACAGGCAACAUGUUUUAUCCUCUACUUGUUUUUGUAUAUUUAUAUACUUUGUUUAAGGGUCUGAAUGGGACAUUUUAAUCACAUAGUGGGCGUGGCCCGGCUGGUUCCUCUCGUUUAUCCUCUGGGCCAUCUUUAGAAUCUGUUUUAAAGCUUCUUCAUCAGAACCUCCCCUAUAUAUUGAUCCUACGUUCAUGAUGUUAAAUUGUAUAUGCAACUGCAUUUAUUGUUUAUGUAUCAUAAAUGCAAUUUUUAUAGGGUUGUUUAUGGUUCUCUAAUAAAGCUCUGGCAUGACUGGUGCUGAA
Molecule: messenger RNA, 1964 nt
Organism: Girardinichthys multiradiatus
Lineage: Eukaryota; Metazoa; Chordata; Actinopteri; Cyprinodontiformes; Goodeidae
Gene: tat
Product: tyrosine aminotransferase
Exons: 12
Coding region: 149-1543 (464 amino acids)
Biological process (GO): biosynthetic process; aromatic amino acid metabolic process
Molecular function (GO): pyridoxal phosphate binding; L-tyrosine:2-oxoglutarate transaminase activity
Source: RefSeq, a predicted model, not a curated record